Mercenaria mercenaria is the source of this 1155-nucleotide messenger RNA. RefSeq names its product heavy metal-binding protein HIP-like. NCBI's taxonomy places the organism in Eukaryota, Metazoa, Mollusca, Bivalvia, Venerida, Veneridae. The transcript has a single exon. The record is from RefSeq and is a predicted model, not a curated record. The coding region runs from base 203 to 901 and encodes 232 amino acids. Gene Ontology annotation, molecular function: protein binding.
AUUGUUUUGAAACUAGGAUCUCGGAUGUAAAAUUUAGCGGAUACACAUCUAUUUGACUGAUGUUUUAAUAACAUUUCUGAGAAAUCACAAGCCCUCUUAAAAUACAAUUGGACACGACUUAACAAAGAAACCUAUAAAACGGCAAUUAUCUGUAAAUAAGUUACAUUAAGAUUCAUUAUUGGAAUAUAAAUUUCGUUACAUCAUGAACGUAAAUGUCGAGAGUGUGUUCUUAUAUAUUGCAACGAUCACUUUGCUAGUACCAGUCUCGGAGUCAGUUCCUGUCGGUGAUUCAAAUCAACUGUCAGCAGUUAUCAAAAAUAUAACAGAUCUGCAGAUUCAACUAAACGAAGAGAGAGACCGCAGGACUAAACUGGAGGGUGAAAUUAACAUAUAUCGCCAGGUACAGAGCGAAAUGAUGAAAAGUGUUGAAAUAAUAGACGGACAAAUGGGCCAACUUGUGAACGGACAGAACGUGGCUUUUUAUGCACGGUUAUCUAAAAGCUAUGACAGUAUUGAGCCCUGGGCUACAAUCGUGUUUUCUGAUGUUGAAACAAAUACUGGAAGCGCUUACAACAGUACAAAUGGUGAAUUUACAGCACCCAUAACAGGCCAUUACGUUUUUCAUUCUAAUAUUCUCUCAAAACAAGAUAAAAUUAUCGAAACUUCACUCCGAGUUAACGGUAACGACAAAAUGUUCCUAUAUUCAGGCGGAAAGUAUCAUGGAUCCGGAAGUAAUAUGGCUGUGCUUCAUCUUAACGCUGGAGACAAUGUCAAAAUGGUUAAACAUGGAUCUUGGGGACCAAAGCCUUUCUACAUACACCAUAGCUGGAGCUCAUUUUCUGGGUUUCUCUUACGCGCAGAUUCGUCCUUCUUUGAUCCUAGACAUACUCCAUCUGUAUAGACAUGCAGUCAUUCUGUUAGUUGUGAUAUAUUCAUAUAUUACUUUAUGUAUACAAUAAUGACGUUUAUCUUCCAUCUGACAGGCAUGACGACAAUGAACUCAGCAUAUGUAUGACAAAUGUUUAGUGAAUGUGUUCCGUAAUUUAUCUUGUCCUCAUCAUAAUAAUAAUGUUUUGAUUUAUACUGUAUGAAUGUACAUGAAAGGAAUGUCAAGCUUCUUUUUAAUUGUUUUAUGUUUUGUACAUUAGAAUAAAC